AUGUUCAGGACCCUUCAGCUAGAGGUAAGAAAAAAAACCGAUUGCGUGGUUCAAUCAAUUGAACAAAAGGGAGAUACAAUUUCUAUUAAAGUGGACGGGCAUAAGGUAUUCUGGGGGAAGCUUGUCUACCAUACUUUCAUAGUCGAGUUUGACCCUUUGAGUCAAAAGGGUCAGUGCGAGUGCUACAAAUUUGAAUCCGCUGGUAUAUUGUGUUGCCACACCCUUGCGGUGUGGUCAUACUACAGAGUUGACACAAUACCGAGUUGCUAUGUUAUUCCUCGAUUGAGUAAGAAUGUCAUCCACAAGCAUACUUACAUCAAGAGUGGCCAUGACGUGGCUCGGAAUGAUGAAAGCGAUAACUUGUUCAGGCAUUUGUGUUCAGAGUUCUAUAACGUUUCUCAGGAGUUUGUUUCUUGUGAUGAGGAAGCAGUCAUCUUGCGAGCUGCCCUUUGCGAUGCAAAGUCCAAACUGACUGAUUACCGUGCCAGCAUGUGUUCCACUACUGUUGCUGCGACUCAGAAUACCAUGCCCAUAUAG
This is a messenger RNA of Arachis stenosperma, 537 nucleotides long. RefSeq names its product protein FAR1-RELATED SEQUENCE 5-like. NCBI's taxonomy places the organism in Eukaryota, Viridiplantae, Streptophyta, Magnoliopsida, Fabales, Fabaceae. Gene Ontology annotation, molecular function: zinc ion binding. The record is from RefSeq and is a predicted model, not a curated record. The coding region runs from base 1 to 537 and encodes 178 amino acids. The transcript has a single exon.